AGGGGAGAAGGGGAGGAGGGGGAUCAAAAUCGAAUAGAGGAGCAAAGGUUGGGGCGCUGCAGAUUGGGGGUGGUUGAAAGUUAAAAGCAUUCCCAUUUAAUAUCCAAAAGAGUGGGAGAAGACAUCAUUUCACAGGUUUUAAACACAAUUGGGUGACAAACUGUUUGUCUCUCACGCUCCCCCCUUCUGUUCGUCUCCCUGAAUGCCUUGCCAGUGUUCAGGGUUUCCGGGAGUUUGUGUAUGAGUUAAUAAAUGUCCAACAAAUCGUACUAUCGUGGCGAUUUAUAUGCGGAGGAGCGAGGGAAAAAUAGGUUGUGAUGGAUUUAUGCGAAAUGGAGAGAAGUUGGGGUGUGUCUUUGGUCAUUCACGAAUUAUGGGAUUAGUUAGUUGAAUACAGCGUAUGAUCAUAUUCGCCACCUGUAUGCCACUCUCUGCUUAAUCUCCCAAGGGAAGACUAAUUCUCAGGGGAUCUUUUGAGAAAAGGUGCCCCUGGCAUGCACUCCCUUCCAUUCUUACCUGUAUGACAUUUGUCAAAAUGGCUGUAGCAGUUGAUCAACACCAUGGAUUCAGGCCAUUCAGCCGAUCCCAGAGAUGCAGAUUACAGUCCUACACUCAACUCGAUUACAGCAUACUUGCCCACUCCUUAACACACGCAUUUGGUGAUGCUAAUUUUCACAAAAGCUUCUCCACCCCUUGUCUAUCCCUAACCACUGCAUUGGAGGAAGAUUUUGACACAAAUCCAAGGAUUGAAAUUGUUGGAGGCAGUAGGAUACCUAGGGUACAUGCUCUUGUAGUCGAGGUCGCCAUAGCUAUGGCAUCUGGUGCUGAUCUCUUGCCAGUGUCAAGUGGACUAGGGGGUGCCUACUACUUAUGUAGUCAAAAUGGUGACAGUAUUGCUGUGGCAAAGCCAAUAGAUGAAGAACCUUUAGCUUUCAAUAACCCUAAAGGCUUUGGGGGUCGGAUGCUGGGCCAACCGGGUUUGAAACGCUCAGUUCGGAUCGGUGAAUCUGGAGUUCGAGAAUUGGCAGCUUAUCUCCUUGACCACGGUGGAUUCGCUGGUGUUCCUCCCACAGCUUUAGUAAAAAUUUCCCAUGUUGCAUUCCAAAUUAAUAACAAUGCAGCCGGAAUUUCAGCUACACCUUAUAAGAUUGCUUCUCUGCAGCGCUUCGUGGAUCAUGACUAUGAUGCAGGAGAGUUAGGUUCUUCAGGCUUCUCAGUUGCUUCUGUUCAUCGUAUUGGAAUUUUUGAUGUAAGACUCUUAAAUCUUGACAGGCAUGCAGGGAAUAUGCUUGUUAAAAAAUACGAACUGCACAAUUAUGCAGUUGGGGUGGCUGAGCUUGUGCCUAUUGACCAUGGUCUUUGCCUUCCUGAGUGGCUUGAUGAUCCAUAUUUUGAAUGGUUGCACUGGCCUCAAGCUUCAGUUCCCUUUUCCGAGUUUGAAAUUGAGUACAUAUCCAAUCUUGACCCCUACAAAGAUGCAGAGCUUCUUAGAACUCAUAUUCCUUAUUUACGGGAGGCUGCUAUCCGUGUUCUUGUGCUAUGCACCAUCUUCUUGAAGCAGGCUGCUGCAGCUGGGCUUUGUCUUGCUGAUAUAGGGGAAAUGAUGACUCGGCAGUUCUGUGCUGGAGAAGAAAGUCUGAGUGCAUUAGAGAACCUUUGUUUGCAAGCUAAGGCUGCCAUGCCUACUACAGUAGAUGAGACGAAAGGAAAAAUUGGAGAAGUUGAAAUGUUUAAACUUGAAAAAGAAAGUGAGGAACGUUUGAAAGAGAAUUUGGAUCUUCCUCAACUCUUAGGGAGCCAUUCUGGAAUGAGUAAGCCACCCAUUAUGUCAAGGUUUUCAUCUGCAGGAUCAAUUACUGGGUUGACCGAUGCAUCUCUGUCUCCACUAUUCGAGCAAAACGAUCAUGAUAACGACGAUAAUGACAGAAAGACUAUGAUAGGCAAUAAUAGUAGUGAUGAUGAUGGGAGUACUAGUGAUUGUCGUAAGGUCAGGGUUUUGAUGAAGAGCAUGAGUUUCUCAGUACCUACCCACAAUUGUGAAGCAGGGGCAAUAUCUUUUGGAGAUAUGAGUGGAGCUGAAUGGGAACUGUUCUUGGAUAGUUUCGAAAAGCUUUUGCCGGAGGUACUUGAGGGCACAAAGUCCCUGAGCUUGAAGCAGAGGUUGGGAAUUACUACUUCCUGCAAGUUCUGAAAAAUUAAUAUUUUGUGGGAAAGAAAAAAAGAUUUGAAAACAGACUUUGUUGCUUAUAUCUAGUCCAGUAUGAAGUGACUGUACAUUAUUGCCAAAUGAAGACGGUAGAGUAGUAGAUUGUAAAUAAAUAGAAUAGGUGCAACCGGAAAUGCGAUUGGCGAAACGCCAUCCUUUCUGUGUACCUGUUUUUAUUCUUCAUUAUCUUGUAUCGUUGCCGUAGACUGACAUAGAAUUGGUUCUCUUGCAGAGAUGACUUGCAACAGAAUUAUUGACAUGUUCAAACGGUUGAUAUUAAUUAGUUUGAAAUGGAUAUUGAUAUUAUUAUAUCAUACUUUCUUCUUUGAAAUGGA
Molecule: messenger RNA, 2541 nt
Organism: Prunus avium (sweet cherry)
Lineage: Eukaryota; Viridiplantae; Streptophyta; Magnoliopsida; Rosales; Rosaceae
Product: phosphatidylinositol 4-kinase gamma 8-like
Source: RefSeq, a predicted model, not a curated record